AUGUGCGUGUUGACCGAUGGGGCGUCCUAUGACUUUGGUCGUGGGGACCUGGGGCUCAAAGGCAUGCAGAUGUUCUUCAAAUCCCACAAGUGCAACUACCUGUGCAAAAAGUUGGGCCUGCGGGACAUUGGCGAGUUCAAGGAGCCCACGCUGCGUUGCUACCUGCCAGGCAGCACCAACAUCUUGGGCGGUCUGCAUGGCAAGGAGGGCCAUGUGGUGAAGGAGAUCCGUCAGAAAUCUGGCGUCUCACGGGUCCUUCUGCCCCGGGAGGCCUACUCCGAAUGGAUGACGGUGAACAUCUAUGCCACUUCCGUAUCCCAGGCCAACCGCGCCAUCGCGUUGAUCAAGGACAAGGUCGAUGAGCUUACACGCAGGCCCUUAAGGCGCCCAAGUUUCCCAGUUGGCCGCUCCCGUCCUUUCCCCAUGGCCCGCGUCUCCCGCGGCUUCGGCCUCCUGGCCCUCGGGUUCGGCUGCGCCUUCGUGGGCGUCGCGCCCGGCGCGGGCGCGCCCGGAGCCGCGCCACGGGAGCGGAGCCUGCGGAGCCUGGUGCAGCGCCAGGCGGAUGCGUCGAUGUUGCAGCCGUAUGGGCCGGUGGUGGCUUAUGCCAAGGCGCUAAUGAACGCAGCGGCGGACAAGAAGGAGAUCGUCAUGGUGACAGACGACGUGCUGGCCAUCAAGGAGAAGUUCAAGAACAGGGAAUGGCUGGAGCAGCUGCUGCUGGUUCAGAGCAACCCAGCCUUCACCUCCGUCGAGAAGGCCCGGGAGACCGUGAAGCUGCUGAAGCCGCUGAAGAGCUCGGUGAUGCCCAAGUUCAUCGUCUUCCUGGCCAAGAAGCACCGGCUCAACGGCUUGAAGUGCAUCGUGCUGGAGUACAUGCAGAGCAUGUACUUUAACCAGUCCAUCACCCCGGUGACGGUCCGCUCUGCUCAGCGCCUCACGGAGCAGCAAAAGGAUCAGAUCAAGGAGAAGAUGAAGCAAAAGGCGGGCACCCGGGACAUCAAGCUGAUUACGGAGAUCGAGCCUACGCUCAUCGGAGGCCUUCAGCUGGAGUGGGGCUACACAGACCCUGAGGGUCGCUACGCGCCUACCCACGGCAUUGACCUCUCCCUUAAGAACAUCUUGAGCAAGAAGGCCUUGGAGAAAGGUAGGCUUUGCCUGAUCAAUGCCGACACGCCGAAAGAUGUGCGAAGCUGCUAUGAGGGCGGUGGAGGGAAUGCGGCGUACUGGCGUUCCAAGCGCGUGGAGUGGAUCGAUAAGAGCGGCGGUGCCCAAAUCGCCCUCUACCGUGGAGGUUGGAUGAGCGAGCCCCAGCCAGAGGAGGGUAUGGUCAACAGGAUCUACAUCUUCCCGAAGAUGGUUGAAGCCGGGAAGGGUCAGAUGGGAGCUUCGAAUCGUGAACGAGAUUUGGCCGAGUCGCUGAUUCGCAUGGACGUGCUUGGGGAGUCUGCUGCGCAGCAGGAAAAGAAGAGCCUGGACGGAGAAGAAUUAGCCAAGAGCAUCCAGGAGUUCGUGCGGAAGAGCGGUGGGCAGUGCCGACUGUCUGCUGUGCUGACUCAAUUCUCCAAAGAGUUCCCGGACAAGAGUCAGAUUGGGGUGAACCGCUUCAAGACCUUCGUGCUCAAUUUCCGGCACCUGUUGAGCUUCCAAGACGACAAGGUGACGCUGCCUGCGGCGGCUCCGGCGAUUCCUGAGCCGCAGCUGCGGCAGGAGAACCGCUUAGACGACGUGACCUCAGUGCGAGCCCUCGACUGGCUGGGCGGAACCAGGUGGAAGGAGGGUGACUACCACGCCGAGUACCUGGUUCAAUUCCAAUCCCCCAACCGCGCAGGUGCCUUCACGGUCACAAAGAGGACGCAGACUCGAGCUGCCUACGGUGUUGCCCUGCACUGGGACGACAAGAUGAAGCGCGUUUGGUAUGGAGAAAAGUGGAAGUGGUACUUGUCCAACUUGACCGAAGACUCGAUGUACUGGGCAGACCGGCAGGGGAACACGGCCUAUGUUUGGCACCGCAUCAAGGAGUCCGCGAAGGCCAAGGCGCGCUCUGAAAAGGCGGCUUCCGCCGGGCGGGGCUGGGCCAGGAGAAAGGUAGAUCUCGGGACAGCACGUGCAUAA
Effrenium voratum is the source of this 2112-nucleotide messenger RNA. Lineage: Eukaryota; Dinophyceae; Suessiales; Symbiodiniaceae. The record is from the annotation of a GenBank genome assembly.